Messenger RNA from Microstroma glucosiphilum, 1558 nucleotides. RefSeq lists its product as hypothetical. Gene Ontology annotation, cellular component: nucleus. Gene Ontology annotation, molecular function: transcription coregulator activity; double-stranded DNA binding. Gene Ontology annotation, biological process: regulation of transcription by RNA polymerase II. The transcript has 4 exons. Lineage: Eukaryota; Fungi; Basidiomycota; Exobasidiomycetes; Microstromatales; Microstromataceae. Bases 254 to 1306 code for a protein of 350 amino acids. The record is from RefSeq and is a predicted model, not a curated record.
CCUUCCACCUCGUACCACAUCCAUAAAGUCACCUCAAGUCCACGUCGCAGGGCCACAGUACUGCAUCUCAGCGCGUAUUCUCGUGGAAAAGGACAAAGGAGCUGCUCUACCUUGCUCAACUACCCUCCUUUUGAGGACACUUUACGCUCAAAUCUCGACAGCGCAGACUAGACCUUCGGACUGAGAAGCUCUGAACGCGUCUGUAGAGAGUCCGCUUCUUCUAUCCACAAUUCCCAAAAACAUACCAAUCAACAUGGCUGGACCCUCAUCAAAGAAGGGAAAGGAUUCGUCGGGAAGCAGCGGUCACAAAUUUCAAGUUGGCGAUGUCGUGCUAGCUAAGAUCAAGGGUUUCCCAGCUUGGCCCGGAGUGCUUGUCGGAGAGGAUCAAGUCCCGGAAGUUGUAUUGAGCGAGAAGCCUAAGAACACUUUCAUCAUCCGUUUCUUCCCCAAGGCAGACUAUCAUUUCCCAAAGGCCUCAGAUCUGACUCUGCUCACACGAGCGGAAUGCAAGGCCUACGCAGAAGACACGCAUCGAAAGGACGGAGAGCUCAAGGCAGCUUACAAGAUUGGAGCAGACCCAGACGAUUGGAUCAGUGAGACUGACGCUGUCGUGCGGGAAGCAGAAAAGGCCAGGAAAGAGGCUUUACUGGAGGAGGAGGAGAAUGAGGAUCAGCUCGCAGAGGAUGACGAGGAGCCCAAGCCCAAGAAGCCAGCAAGCAAGAAGAGGAGCGCGGCUCCAGCUAAGCCUUCUUCAUCGGCUGCAACAAAGAAGGCAAAGACAGAAGCAAAGGACGCGAAAGGCGCGGCUCCAAGGAAAUCUGUAGGAGGCGAUGACGAGGGGGACGAUGCAGAGUUGGACGAGGCAACAAAGAAGGUGAAGGGCUGGCGGCAUGCGCUGCAGCGAGCCUUCCUCCCCAAGGGCAGGGAUCCGACAGAGCAAGAUGUUCAAGGUCAAGAUGAGACCUUCACCACCGUCGAGAACGCAGACAUCACAUCAGAUCAGCUCAAGGCUACAAAGAUUGGCAAGGUGAUGCGCAAGAUUAUCAGCUUGGAACACAUCCCUACAGACGAUGUUCACCACUUCAAGGAGCGGGCAGAGGCCUUGAUCAACAAGUGGAGCAGCGUCUCCCAACCAUCGGCUGCACCAGAAUCAGCGGCAGAGAAGAAGCCGGCCGUCGAUGGAGAUGCCUCUGUUACCAAGGCAGAGGCUGGCGCUGAGACAAAUGGCAACGGAGAUGCAGACGUCGGAGACCUGACGGAAAUCGCGGACACAACGGCUGCUCCUGUCACCAAUGGGAGCGACUAGACCUUCGUCUGAAGUCUGGAGGAUGUGUAGGAAGAUAUGAGAUUGAGACGAAGGAAUGGCGUCCAGGACGAAGCAUGAUGCAGAAAAUGGAGCUGGAUCGUCUGGAAGACCGAAUCCACUGCAGAGGGGGUGCAUAGAGAUGUGAGAUGAAGAGACGUUGCUCAACCAGAGCAAGACCCUCUGGCUUGCGGGAAAGCGGUUCGCCUCGCCUCUCUGAGCUGCCAUAUCCCAGGGGUUCCGAGAGACUGGCAC